GGAAGCAGACUCUCGGGCUGCGGCUGCCGCGGGAGAGGCUUCCACAGCUGUGGAGCGAGCGGCCAGCGCGAGCAAGGCGGCGGCGGCGGCGGCGGCCGUGGGGACAGCAGCGGCAGCGGAGGCGGCGACUCCGGGUACCACUCCCGUAAGGACAGGGACUCUCGAGGACCACAGACCGGAUUUGGGGAGCUCCUUCCUGUGGCCUCAUUGCUGCGCCCACUGGUUUGUCCCUUCAGCCUGGAUUGGUGACACACAACCACUGGAGAUAUUUCCAGGUUUGCUGGCAUGGGAAACCUGCUCAAAGUCCUGACCCGGGAAAUUGAGAAUUAUCCACACUUUUUCCUGGAUUUUGAAAAUGCCCAACCUACAGAAGGAGAACGAGAGAUAUGGAACCAGAUCAGUGCUGUCCUCCAGGACUCCGAGAGCAUCCUCACGGACCUGCAGGCUUACAAAGGAGCGGGACCAGAGAUCCGAGAUGCAAUUCAAAAUCCCAAUGAUAUUCAACUUCAAGAAAAGGCUUGGAAUGCAGUCUGCCCCCUGGUCGUGAGGCUGAAACGGUUUUAUGAAUUCUCCAUCCGCCUUGAAAAAGCCCUGCAGAGUUUACUGGAAUCUCUGACGUGCCCUCCUUACACACCAACCCAGCACCUGGAGCGGGAGCAGGCCCUGGCAAAAGAAUUUGCAGAAAUCUUACAUUUUACCCUUCGAUUUGAUGAGCUGAAGAUGAGGAACCCAGCGAUUCAGAAUGACUUUAGCUACUACAGGAGAACAAUAAGUCGCAACCGCAUCAACAACAUGCACCUAGACAUUGAGAAUGAAGUGAAUAAUGAGAUGGCCAACCGAAUGUCCCUCUUCUAUGCCGAAGCCACACCAAUGCUGAAGACUCUCAGCAAUGCCACAAUGCACUUUGUCUCAGAAAAUAAAACCCUGCCAAUAGAGAAUACCACAGACUGCCUCAGUACUAUGACAAGUGUCUGCAAGGUUAUGCUGGAGACACCGGAGUACAGGAGCAGGUUUACAAGCGAGGAGACACUCAUGUUCUGCAUGAGGGUGAUGGUGGGGGUCAUCAUCCUCUAUGACCACGUGCACCCCGUGGGAGCUUUCUGCAAGACAUCCAAAAUUGAUAUGAAAGGCUGCAUCAAAGUGCUGAAGGAGCAGGCCCCAGACAGUGUGGAAGGGCUGCUGAAUGCUCUCAGGUUCACUACAAAGCACUUGAAUGACGAAUCGACUUCCAAACAGAUUCGGGCGAUGCUUCAGUAGAGCCCUGCUUACAGAGGAGGAUCUGUGUGCUGACCUCAGAAGAUGUAUAUGUUUACAUAAUUUAAUACAGAUUGAUGUUAAUACUUGUGUAUUUACAUAACCACUUCCUUCUUGUCUCUGAAAUAUAUGGACCUUAAUUUGUAUCCUGACUGACUCAACCCAGCAGAGCAUAAAUUGACUUGAGAGCCUUACCUUUGAUGUUCGUAAUGAAAAUCCUGUCUCCAAGGGCCGAAUUUGGAAACUUCAGUCUUGGCUGCUGGAGUCUUGCAGUGACACCUGUAACAAGCAGAAAUUCUUAAUAGUUUGUGGUAUUGUUCUAAUUCUAGAUGUGCUAUCUCUCUGGGAGUAUAGUUUAUAGAAACACAAAGUACUUGAUUUCCUGUGUCGGCUCAGAUACAAGAAGCACACACAACUGUUGUCCUGACAGAGAGAGAGCAAGAGAGAAGAAUGCAAGAUAAGAAAAAUGCAUGUGGAGGGUGGGACACAACUGUUGUGAGUUCAGCACGCCCCCCUCUUCCUUCAGCCUGAAAACCUCAUGUGCAGCUUUUCUGUAUGCACGUGUGUUAUUAAUCCAAACAUUCUUCUUCUGUCUCAAUCCACGUUCCUUCCAUUCCCUUUUAGUUGUUGUCAGAGGAAAAUUGCCUGUGUUUUAAUCCACUAAUGAGUAGGCAAUGGGUCGAGAGAGGGGUUCUUACAGGAGGACUGAGGGAAGUGGCUAUCUGAAGAGUAUUUGAGAGAGGGAACUGGCGUAAGGAUAAUCAUAUCUCUGUCAACCAUCUGCCUGUGGGGACAGAGAGAUGGAACUCUGGUUGUAAAUAAGGCCACUCAUUCCCCAGGAGCCUGCUGAGUUCUACGUACACCACCCCUCGUGAUAAGGCGACACCCCUCCCCUUCUCUGUGAAAAUGGACUGUUCAUGUCAGAACUGAGAACUAAGGCACUUUGUUAUUUCCCAGAGAAGGAGGGAUUUAGAGAGAAGAUAUCUAUGUUUCCUGAUUGCCUGGUGUCAGCCUCCGCCACUCUGUGUACUUCGACAGAUUCACUCUUAGUGCGCUCACCUUCCUCGUGUAUAAAAUAGACAGUCUUGGGGGCCGGAGAGAUGGCUCAGUGGUUAAGAGUACUUGUUGCUGUUGCAGAGGAUCUAGAUUUGAUUCCCAGCACCCGCAUGGUGGCUCACAGCUAUCCAUUAUUCCAGUUCCAGGGCAUUCAGUGCCCUCUUCCGAUCUCCAUGGGUACCAUGCAUACACAUAGUGUGUUCCUAUACAUCAGAAGAAAAAAAAACAUUUAUACAUAUAAAAUAAAUGAACUUUUAAAAAAUCUAAAAGAAUUUCUAAGAGUCCUGGGAGGCUAGUGGGAGCCAUGCUACCAAUCUUCCUUCAUGCAUAAAUUCCAAGGAGUACCCUUAUAACUAUCAAUCUCACCAGUGCUGCAGUCAUUCUGCCUAUAGGUCACAGCUCAGUUAAGGUUGAAUCUUGGAAACAUACUGUGACAUCUAAUGGAAAGAUGUGGGAACACAAGAUGACUCUUACUCUGGACUCGAUCCCCAGAUGUUUCCUACCUGACUCUUCCCUCUUUGCCAUGUGUCCUAUGGAGAUGUACUGUGGAGUGUAUGGAGCCUUCUAGAGAAAUCUUGAGGCUAACCUGUGAUGUUGCUUGCAUGUCUCUCCUGAAAGGAGAGAGUUUUCCAGACAGCUGAUGAAUAAUCACCCUGGAAUUCAGGUCUAAGAUGAUCGGGGUAUAGUAUGAUUUGGUUCGCAACAUUCCAAGAGAAGAGCUAUGAAAUACCUACACUUCCAGACUAGGGAAGUGGUCCUCCAGCAUUCCAUCAAGUCCUCCAUGAAAGGGAAUACUUGGUUUGUCCCAACACAGAAAUGCAAACACAUGGGGAGAACUGCUUCCCUGGUCUGUAUAUCAGUAUAGUCAAUGGAGAGGGAAGAACCUUGUCCCUUGGUGCUUUACCGGAAGAGUAAAUACAGCCACGUGACUGAUGUGGAUGUUCUCAGCAGAGCAGAAUUACGCUAGAUGGCUUCCAUGAGCUUCUCAAACCUAGGAAUUCCAAGAUCCAGAGGAGGCCAGGAAAUCUGAUCAUGUGGGGUGAGACAUCCCUCCAACACUCAACUUUAGGGUGUUCCAUUUGGCAGUCAUGAGUAUUGCUUAGUUGGGCAACCGUCAAGCCUACAAGGGCAGUGAGACACACUGUGAGUGAGCUUGUGUCCAUUUGCCCUUUCCUCAAAAGACUGAGGAAGACUGAGGAGACUGAGGUGUCAGAGAAGAAAGGACUGCCCAAUUUCUCUAUGGCUCUUAGACACAGACCUGAACCAUGAACCUAAGCCACAUUAUUUAUAACAUAGCUGCCUCUCAGCUGGCUACAUAAGAAAACAUUAGAGAUAAUCUGUCAAAUCACACACACACACACACACACACACACAUUCACAGUUGAGGAUAUUUAUAACUUUUAGUUAGACUUUCCAUCCAACGGGACCAAAUGUGUGUAUGGGUGCUGUCAGUCUGCUUCAGUCUAGCCAGUCCAUUGUCUCCAAGUUGAGACUCAGCGGGACUUGAACUUUGAGAAGCCCAGGGUCUGAGUAGUUUCCUCAGGUCACCAAUAGGACAGGCUGAGUGUGUGUCUGUGAUCACUAACAGGGAGUGGAUCUUGAGUUCACUCCAGAACUGUUGUGGGAGACCAAUUCUCUUAACAGACUGUCCAGUAGUCAUCGGGAAUCUUUGAACGAUUUGGUUUUUCUUUCUUUCUUUUUUUUUUUGUUUGUUUUUUUGUUUUGUUUUGUUUUGUUUUGUUUUUUGUGCUGCAUGCAUAUGUAUCCAGCACUCAUGGGUGGUUUGGGGGAAAGUACUAGGGACAAUACCAAUGUUAAUAAUACUACAUAAUUGAUGUCUCAUAGUUUUAAAAUAAAGCCUUUUAUAUUUAAUUUGAGGCAAGAAAGAAGGUCAAAAUGGUGUUUCCCAGACGUGUUGCUACUUUUGGCAUGAUAGCACCUCUCAUGUUUACCUAGACAUUCAUAGCAAAAGCUGGGUGGAAAUGGGUAUUUUUAUUGGUAAUAAAUAGAGCCAGAAUAUUAGAGCCACAAUAUAGCCAGAAUAUUAGCUGAAGACCAUGAAGAAGGUCUUAAGUGUAUCCUAAUAUUUAGUUAAUGUAUUCCUCACCAACAUAAAUAUACAUUCUUGGUUAUCACAGUUAUGUCAAACAUGAAUGGCAAGCCUAAGUUUUUCGAGACAUCAUCACAAUUAAGUCAAAAUUAUUCCAUGCUUCUUCAAGAGCAAGAUGAAACCUACCCAAUCUAGGGAUCCAGUUGUACAGUCAAGUCCAGACUUCUCAUUCAAUCUUACAUAGUAGGCAUCUCGCAAAUGUUCUAGAUAUUAAUAACUAACAUUGAGAUUUUAUCUCCACCAGCCCCCGCCUUCAGAACUCCAUUGCCAUAGUGCCCUGUAAAGAUGACUGCACAUUAGAAGGGGCUUUGAAGUUGUCAUAUGUUGUUUGCCGAAGUCAUUGUAAUUUUUUUUGCCUGCAUUGCCUCUUUUUGUACAGAACUUUCGAGUGUGAAAUGAAAAUUAAAGUUUGGUACAUACAUAAUUUAAAAUCAUGCUUUUAUAUGGCGCACAGGGUAAAAUGGGUGGUACAACAUAGAAGCCUGCUUAGCCUGCUGUGAGGAAAUCGCACCAUGCCAGCUUCCCGCCCCCGUCCUACGGUAGUUUCUUCAAGCAUGACAUGCAGUGUCCCAAAGGCCUGCUUUAGGGAUCACUGGUCUAAUUCUCAUUUCAACAAGGACCAUCAUUAUAUCAAAGGAGAAGAGGGGAAGAAGCAAGACUGGCAUUUUGAGAUGCAGGAGUGCUGCUGGCCCAAGGAUGCUAGGAAAGUAAUAAAUGUUCUUUCAAAUGCAGUAGCAUUUCCUGAAUUUGGCAAAAUUGGUGGGGGAAAAAACCCUCCUCUGUGUAAAUUCGUUUUUAUCAGACCACAGAAGCAAUAAAAUGGUUCUUUUAACGCAUCAGUGAGAACACUUGCCUAGAGCGUUACUUCUCAUCUGCACUCCUGCAGCCAGAGACCUUAUUGUAGGGGUGCACAGUUCAUCCGAGUCUCUGAGAGGAACCUCACUGAAGCCUGUGAAAAGACAGGCAUGAUGCUUAGGUUGACUUGGAGCGUGAAAGGAAUGACAAUGAGAACUUUUCUGUAAACUGAUGAAUGGCUAAAUUAUAAAUGAGCAAAGGCUGGAAAGAGCUAAACAGGAAACGGGGUUGAUGAAGGUGUAUGCACGGAUGCGUCUGUUUGUCUUGUCUGUACUUCAGUAAGUUCUGAGAGCCAAGGGGGUGGGGAAAGUAUAUGGGUGCCUGUUAAGAGCAACACACCUAAAUAAUGUUGGUGAGGUUGCUUGAACUGUAUUCAUUACAUACGCUGAUCCCAUGCCCGAGGCCAGGUGAAAACCGGUAAAGAGUCCUGCUCUUCUGUCCCAUGUGGUGACUCGUACCCAGUAAAUAGAAGGCACUGUGAAGCAUCUCCAGGGUAGAGCUCUAUUCCUUGGUCACAUCCAAUACAGAGAGACUGUUUUCCCUGCUAUGACUCUUCAGUUGUCUCCUUGUCAUUGCCAAAGAUCUGGAGAUGCAGCAGUUCCUGGACAUGGGUUCUGUAAAAUGCCAUCAAAGGCUAUCCAUUGAAAUUAUGCUGUGUAGGAUUCUAGGUUAAAAAAAAUCUCAGAAUUUCUUAAGUGAACAGUUCUUAGAAACCCCUUAAAGUGUUUUCUCUGGGCAAAUUCCCAGUUUCCUCAUCAAACCUCAUGUUUUCUGUAAGUUUCUUCCUCUCCUCCUACCUGUUCUGCUCACUUUUCAAUUCUCCUUGUUUGCCCCGCAGCUAGUUUUGUUUCAACGUGUGGCACAUUGUUCACCCUGCA
Messenger RNA from Chionomys nivalis (European snow vole), 6153 nucleotides. RefSeq names its product CYFIP related Rac1 interactor A (gene Cyria). The transcript is spliced from 12 exons. Gene Ontology annotation, biological process: regulation of actin filament polymerization. NCBI's taxonomy places the organism in Eukaryota, Metazoa, Chordata, Mammalia, Rodentia, Cricetidae. The coding region runs from base 286 to 1257 and encodes 323 amino acids. The record is from RefSeq and is a predicted model, not a curated record. Gene Ontology annotation, molecular function: small GTPase binding.